AUGAGUUUUUUUGUUCAAAAACUUUCUGAUAAAGCUACAGUACCUACAAAAGGCUCUGCUCUGGCCGCUGGCUAUGACUUGUAUGCAUCAGCCGAAUGCACUAUUGCUGCCAAUGGAAAAGCUUUGAUAGACACAGAUUUGUCAAUUGCUGUUCCACAAGGCACUUACGGACGCAUUGCUCCACGAAGCGGACUUGCCGCUAAGCACUUCAUUGACGUUGGUGCCGGUGUUAUUGACGCUGACUAUCGUGGACACGUUCGCGUUUUGCUCUUCAACCAUGGGGGCUCUGAUUUCCCAGUCAAAGUCGGUGACCGUAUUGCCCAGAUUAUAUUAGAAAGAAUUAUCACCCCUCCUGUUUUGCAGGUUGAGAACUUGGAGGCUACUGUUCGUGGCUCUGGCGGUUUUGGAAGCACCGGUGCUUAA
Molecule: messenger RNA, 423 nt
Organism: Schizosaccharomyces osmophilus
Lineage: Eukaryota; Fungi; Ascomycota; Schizosaccharomycetes; Schizosaccharomycetales; Schizosaccharomycetaceae
Gene: dut1
Product: deoxyuridine 5'-triphosphate nucleotidohydrolase
Exons: 1
Coding region: 1-423 (140 amino acids)
Biological process (GO): dUTP catabolic process; dUMP biosynthetic process
Molecular function (GO): dUTP diphosphatase activity; magnesium ion binding
Source: RefSeq, a predicted model, not a curated record